CUGGGAUAAAGUUUCCAAAAAAAGUUAAGCAAAAAACUUCCUGCGUGAGGAGAAGCGUGCCAACCUCUAGUUUUGAACCAGUUUGACUCGCAGAGAGCGAGACAUCUUCAAAUAGUUCUCCUCAUCUUAAGGAUAUCUACACAUUUUGGUAACCACGGCUUCAAAGGUGGACAACGUUUUCUCCGCUCUAUCCCUGCAUUUCUUCAAGAAAGAAAUGGAAGAGGGCUCCAGUUCUCCAGUCUCCCCUGUGGAUAGUCUGGUGACCAGCGAGGAGGAGCUGGACAGGCAGCAGAAGCGCUUCGUGAGGAAGAGGAGUCACAGUAAAAAGUCCUGCGAUGACAGCAGCGGCAGCAGCCCGGGGACGGUGAAACGGGGGAAGAAACCGAGUCCGAGCAGCACUCAGUCUUACGAGGAGCUGCAGAACCAACGCGUCCUGGCUAACGUCCGGGAGAGGCAACGGACUCAGUCUCUGAACGAGGCCUUCUCGUCUUUGCGUAAAAUUAUCCCCACGCUGCCUUCGGACAAACUGAGUAAGAUACAGACGCUGAAGCUGGCCUCCAGAUACAUUGACUUUCUCUAUCAGGUGCUGCAGAGCGACGAGAUGGACAACAAGAUGUCCAGCUGCAGCUACGUCGCGCACGAAAGACUCAGUUACGCGUUCUCCGUGUGGAGGAUGGAGGGUGCCUGGUCUAUGUCAGCAUCUCACUAGAACCCAGAGAGAUUCACUUAAAAUGCCAAAGCGACUGUUUACUUCUACAAAGUAUGAAGACCAAAGGAAUUAUUGGAGAACCCAUCGACCUCAAAGGCAUGGCGAAGAGACGUAGAUGUGACCCACAGCUACAAACUCUUAGGAAGUAUGUGUGUGGAUGCAGAUUCACUGCAUCUGGCUGUUCGGGGGCUGUCUGUGGCAGAGAGGGGGGGGGGGGGGGGGGGACGACAGACCUGUAAAGUACAAAGGUGAACAGCUCGGCCAUAGCCUAACCUAAAUAGAAGGAGAUAUAUUUUGUUUGAGAAAAUACUUUAAGCCAAAGUAUAAAUAAAUAUAUAUAUAAUGAAUGCAUAUUGUACAGACUUGUGUAAGUGCGCCCAUAGCCUGUAAAGGGACCAAUGCAAUUUACAGAUAUUUGCUGCAUGGAUCUAUUUCACCGACUUUCUUCAGCAAGUCUCCAAACUCCGUCCUAUGUACAUUUUGGUUUUUGUUUAUUUAUUAAAGCACAUAUUUUUGAACGAAAUUUGGUUUUUUUUUUU
Labrus mixtus (cuckoo wrasse) is the source of this 1248-nucleotide messenger RNA. RefSeq names its product twist2 (gene twist2). The coding region runs from base 215 to 709 and encodes 164 amino acids. NCBI's taxonomy places the organism in Eukaryota, Metazoa, Chordata, Actinopteri, Labriformes, Labridae. Gene Ontology annotation, biological process: developmental process; regulation of transcription by RNA polymerase II. The record is from RefSeq and is a predicted model, not a curated record. The transcript is spliced from 2 exons. Gene Ontology annotation, molecular function: RNA polymerase II transcription regulatory region sequence-specific DNA binding; protein dimerization activity; DNA-binding transcription factor activity, RNA polymerase II-specific.